GGGGGGGGGGCGCAGAGGCGCCGGCAGCCGUGACGAGGCGCUCCCGGAGCUGAGCGCUUCUGCUCCGGGCACGCAUGGCGCCCGCACACGGAGUCUGACCUGAUGUAGACGCAAGGGGGUUAAUAUGAACGUCCCUCUCGGUGGAAUCUGGCUCUGGCUCCCUCUUCUCUUGACCUGGCUCACCCCUGAGGUCAGCUCUUCAUGGUGGUACAUGAGAGCUACAGGUGGCUCCUCCAGGGUGAUGUGUGACAAUGUGCCAGGCUUGGUGAGCCGCCAGCGUCAGCUAUGCCACCGACACCCAGACGUGAUGCGUGCCAUUGGCCUGGGUGUGGCUGAGUGGACAGCAGAGUGCCAGCACCAGUUCCGCCAGCACCGCUGGAACUGCAACACCCUGGACAGAGAUCACAGUCUCUUUGGCCGGGUCCUCCUCCGAAGUAGUCGGGAAUCUGCCUUUGUUUACGCCAUCUCCUCAGCUGGAGUUGUAUUUGCCAUCACCAGGGCCUGUAGCCAAGGAGAAUUAAAAUCCUGUUCCUGUGAUCCAAAGAAGAAAGGAAGUGCCAAGGACAGCAAAGGCACCUUCGACUGGGGUGGCUGUAGUGACAACAUUGACUAUGGGAUCAAGUUUGCCCGUGCAUUUGUAGAUGCCAAGGAAAGGAAAGGGAAGGACGCCCGAGCCCUGAUGAACCUUCACAACAACAGAGCUGGACGAAAGGCUGUAAAGCGCUUCUUGAAACAAGAAUGUAAGUGUCACGGUGUGAGUGGCUCGUGUACUCUGAGGACAUGCUGGCUGGCCAUGGCUGACUUCCGGAAAACAGGCGACUAUCUCUGGAGGAAGUACAACGGGGCCAUCCAGGUCGUCAUGAACCAGGAUGGCACUGGCUUCACAGUUGCCAACAAGAGAUUUAAGAAGCCAACAAAAAAUGACCUCGUGUAUUUUGAGAACUCUCCUGACUACUGUAUCAGGGACCGAGAGGCAGGUUCCCUGGGUACAGCAGGCCGUGUUUGCAACUUGACUUCGAGAGGCAUGGACAGCUGUGAAGUUAUGUGUUGUGGCAGAGGCUAUGACACAUCCCAUGUCACCCGGAUGACCAAGUGCGAGUGUAAAUUCCACUGGUGCUGUGCUGUGCGCUGUCAGGACUGCCUGGAGGCCCUGGACGUGCACACAUGCAAGGCCCCAAAGAGUGCCGACUGGACGGCCCCUACAUGACCUCAGCAGAGGUCACCAUCUCCCUUCCUUUCCUCAAGGACUCUAAUUGCAUCUACAAGGACACUGGACCUCUGAGUUGUCCUCAGAGGCUGUUUCUUAAGACAUGUGGCCUUCAUCUCAAUAGGAACCCCUUUUCCCUCUCUGGGGGCCCCAGGACUGGGAACCACAUGCUGCCACAUAGCCAUACACUUUUCUAUCUAUCUUGGGCAUUCUGGGGUCCC
This is a messenger RNA of Acomys russatus (golden spiny mouse), 1428 nucleotides long. RefSeq names its product Wnt family member 2 (gene Wnt2). The transcript is spliced from 5 exons. The coding region runs from base 125 to 1207 and encodes 360 amino acids. The record is from RefSeq and is a predicted model, not a curated record. Lineage: Eukaryota; Metazoa; Chordata; Mammalia; Rodentia; Muridae. Gene Ontology annotation, cellular component: extracellular region. Gene Ontology annotation, molecular function: cytokine activity; frizzled binding. Gene Ontology annotation, biological process: canonical Wnt signaling pathway; neuron differentiation; cell fate commitment.